CAUGAGCUUUUAGUAGUAUGUGUAGUUUGUUAUAAUUACAGUAAAAAUGUUCUGGACUUGUGUGCAUUUUGUAUGUGUGUGUGCCAUAGUCAGGACUCAAGUGAUACCGGGAAAGUCAAGGGUUAGCGAUGGUGAAUAUAAUAACGUGAACACCGAUGGAUCUUUCGACUUCGGGUAUGCGAACAAAGAUCGUGGUGCUAGUUACCACUUGGCCAGAGGUAACUCUAACGGUGUCGUGGGUGGUAGGUUCGGUGCCAGGGAGCCAGGAACUGAGGAGGUGAAGGAGACCGUUUACACUGCAGGACCCAGAGGGUUUCGUGCGAAAGGACCCAAUGUACAUCGUAAGAUCGACCUGGACCAAAGACCGCGGGGUCCAAUAGGAAAUAAAGAUGACCCGUACUUCGAUCCUAAUGAAGACCCGAGCUAUUCGUUCAAGUUUGACACAAGGACAUAUUCGAAGAAUGAAAAUGCUGACAGUAGGGGUGAUGUGAAAGGCCAGUACUCGUUCGUUGACGAUAUAGGUGAGCGUCACGAUGUCUCCUACAUCGCUGGUAAAGACACAGGCUUCCACGUAUCCUCGGCGCACCCUGACUCUCCAAAUCUCAUUGGCUCCCCCUUCCAUAGAGCACCCCUUGUGCGAGGUGAAAGCAAGGCAAGAGGAAGAUCAGCCGUUCAACGUGGUCUGGAUGGCUCCUACAGAUUUGUAUCAGCCGGUCCAGAUCAACGGAGAACGGAGAGUAGCGACUCACGAGGUAAUGUACGAGGAUCCUACUCAUUCCUGGAUGAUAAGGGCGUUCAAAGAACGGUCCACUACAUCGCUGGCCCCGGUAUUGGCUACCGGAUCGUAAAGAACAGCAACGACCCCUUCAUCCCACCGUACUUCCCAACCAUACCCAGCUCUUACGACCCAACGUUCAACGAUGUCGGUCCGGUGUCUGCCUCUGUAGCUCCAGCGUAUUCAGAUACAGGCGAUGACAUAUUUAAAGGUCCAGAUGGAACGGCUGCAUCAGGUCACGUGAAGCCACCCCCGUAUCCCUCAUCAGACGCAAACAGACCCGACCCAUCAUCCAACUCAGCGAGCUCCGAAGACUCUGACACCACCAGUUACGGUCUAUCUCCACCAUUACCCAUAGAUUCAGAGAAAACAGACGGGCCCUAUGACGAGGACGCUAGCUUUGGAAGUAAACCAACAAAAGGCCCAGGCAAACCGUGGCGACCUCCAAGCAAGCCCUUUAGGCCGACGAAGAAACCUUACGUGCCUCUAAAGCCCACUCAAGCAACAUUUGUAACAGACGACGAAGAUACCAAAUCUAAGCCUCAGUUCGCUGUUGGGUUUAAUAUAAAGCACAGCAAGCCCGGUACAACAAUUAUACGUAAUAUUGGCGAUGACUACCUCGGGAUAUCUCCCGGCGUGUCCGUGAGGGCUCAUGUUCAAAGCAUUGAUCUAUACCCUUUCGGUGCUAAGCCAAUGUCGCCGUCGGAAGCCUUAGAAAAAGACACCGUCUAACUAUUAUAUUAUUAUAUCGAACCAAAUAAUGUUAGUUUGCAAUGCCAAUAAGAAGUCUAAUUGUAUUUGAAUAUGUUGUAUAUACUUUAUUUUAUACUUAGAAUUACAUUAAAUUAUGAUUAAGUAUAAGCGAAACACGCAUAACCUUUUUUAAAAAUUUAUUUUGAACACUGUAAAUUUAACAAAAUGCAAAAUAGUAACUAUUACAAGGAGUUUUGUUACAAA
Leptidea sinapis is the source of this 1732-nucleotide messenger RNA. RefSeq lists its product as uncharacterized. Lineage: Eukaryota; Metazoa; Arthropoda; Insecta; Lepidoptera; Pieridae. The record is from RefSeq and is a predicted model, not a curated record. Gene Ontology annotation, cellular component: chitin-based extracellular matrix. The transcript has 8 exons. Gene Ontology annotation, molecular function: structural constituent of chitin-based larval cuticle. Bases 47 to 1507 code for a protein of 486 amino acids.